Messenger RNA from Bacidia gigantensis, 597 nucleotides. RefSeq lists its product as uncharacterized. The record is from RefSeq and is a predicted model, not a curated record. NCBI's taxonomy places the organism in Eukaryota, Fungi, Ascomycota, Lecanoromycetes, Lecanorales, Ramalinaceae. The transcript has 2 exons. Bases 1 to 597 code for a protein of 198 amino acids.
AUGGCAUCUCGAGCGCAGAACCUCCAGGACAAUUACGAGCCCCGCCCUGACCCGCAAUCCCUCACAGCAAACAAGGAUCCAUCUCAGAAUUCGUCCACAAAUGUCGACUACGAACCUCACCCCGACCAAUCCAUUCAAAUAACUCCAGAGCGUCAAAACAUCAUAGACUGCAUCACCAAACUCUACAGCGGCAGUGCAAGCGAAGAAGAUAUGCAAGUCUACGCUGGAGAGGCGAUCUACGACGACCCGUGGAGUUAUUGUGAUACACGGUACAAGAUUGCUGGACAAUGGUACGGAAUCCCCAAAGUUAUGGCAUCCUCCAAGACACUCGCAACAGAAGUCGUCUCCAACACAGAUACACAGCUGGCUUUCAAGAUGAAGCAAGAGUAUACGCCACGGGUGGUACAUUUCUCGAAGGCUGUGAACAGUCUGGUGACACUGACUCUGGAUGGCGACGGCAAAGUAAAAUAUCACAAAGACAUGUGGAAUCACAAAGAUUAUAGCCAUGAAGGGUUAGGGAAAGUCAUGAAGACGCUCAAUGGAGACUAUCUGACGGGGAUAACGAGACCGCCGAAAGAACUGUGCAUGGCUGACUAA